This is a messenger RNA of Histoplasma mississippiense, 1014 nucleotides long. RefSeq lists its product as hypothetical. The record is from RefSeq and is a predicted model, not a curated record. Bases 1 to 1014 code for a protein of 337 amino acids. Lineage: Eukaryota; Fungi; Ascomycota; Eurotiomycetes; Onygenales; Ajellomycetaceae. Gene Ontology annotation, biological process: nuclear polyadenylation-dependent rRNA catabolic process; U1 snRNA 3'-end processing; U5 snRNA 3'-end processing. Gene Ontology annotation, cellular component: nuclear exosome (RNase complex); cytoplasmic exosome (RNase complex). The transcript is spliced from 2 exons.
AUGGCAACCACCGCCACCUACUCCUCCACCGCGCAGAUCCCCUUCCUCUCCCCGGCCGAGCUCUCCUACCUACACACCUCCCUUUCCUACCCGCACAACCCAAUCCGCACAGAUGGGCGCGCCGCAACGCAGUUUCGCCCACUAACGGCGGAGACGGAUAUUCUCCCAGGCGCCAACGGGAGUGCGCGCAUUGGAUUUGCGGAUGGGACGCAGGCGAUUGUCGGGGUUAAGGCGGAGAUCCUCCUUGUUUCCCCACCGCUCUCGUACCCCCUCCCGCUCCUCUCGCUAACAACGCAUCUUGCUCUCCUCUCCACGAAAUUACCUCGCCUCAUUUCCAAGGACGAAGAGGAUCCCAUGUUUGACGACGACUGGGCUGCUGCGGAGUAUCUAUACCCACGACGCCCAUCACGCACACAGGAACAGCAACAAAAAAUACCAAGUUCGGCAACAUCAGCUACGAAAACAACAACAACACCGUCCAUACUCCACCCCUUCCGUCCUCCCGUAACCCUCCUCGUAAUCUCCGUAGGCGACAACAUAAUCUUCGAUCCCAGCCGGGAAGAAAUCGCCGUUGCAGAAGCUGUGCUUGCCGUCUCCAUCGGGCGUGAUACUGCCACCACGCAGGAUGAAAGCACAGCCAACAACACCCUAAAACUCCUCUCCAUCCGCACCAUUGACCCGCCUUCCCGGAUAACAAAUCCAGGCGUCCAGAAUUCAGAAAAUGCAGCUACGAUUGGGUUUGCAGCUGGUGGCGGUGCAGGUGCAGGCGAGAACGAGAUGAACACGGCGAGGCCCGUGGGGGCAGCGGUUGAUACAGGGGAAGAUGUGGCUGGUGUUUGGAGGCCGAGGAGGGGCGGGGUGAAAAGGAGUGUCGUUUCGAGGAUUGUGGAGAUGGUUUUAAAGAAGGGCGGGGUUGGAGAGGAAGUUAUGGAGGGGUUGGAGGGGGGUGGAGGUUGGGUGAUUUUUCUCCAUCAUUUUAUGACUUGGGGUUGUUUGGGUGUUGUUCCUUUUUAA